Molecule: messenger RNA, 4183 nt
Organism: Momordica charantia (bitter melon)
Lineage: Eukaryota; Viridiplantae; Streptophyta; Magnoliopsida; Cucurbitales; Cucurbitaceae
Source: RefSeq, a predicted model, not a curated record
AUCAAGACAACGGCCUGGAUGUUCGACGCUUGGUAGGGCAAAGGAGAGAAUUACAGAAGAAUUUUGGUUUCCUCAACCACAAAUUCGAAGCUCUGCGCUCUAAUUUAUGGAGCUAUUGAACAAUCGAUGUAAAUCUCUCGUUUUUCAACAUUCCAAAAUUCUGCAGGGUCGCAUACGCUUCUGAUUGUACAUUUUCUAGCCGUAAUUUUAGUUGAAUACACCCCUCAUCAUUCUUCACAGCUUCAUUUGGAAAUAUUUCGGUUGCGGCAGCUUUGUUGGAUUUGUGCUGCGUGUGUAUUGAUUCCAAUGGAGAACGAACCCGAAUCUGCUUCGGGACUUGCUUGGCGUUUGACCAUCGAGGCCCUUGCAAGUUUCAACCAAGUGAAACCUUCUCUUUUACAUGAUGUAAUUGAGAAGGCUUCAGAAUUAUCUGAUGAUGCAAGAAAGAACGCCGGGGAAAUGGUUGCUUUGAGAUGCUUGGAGGGUUUGUUUGGUUCUUUGAAUGAUGUUAGAGAAGAUAGUCCUCCUGCCCAUCAGUCAAAAGUUACGUUUGAUUCAUCCGAGAGCUGUGAAUACGUUGUUAAACGCAUAUAUAAGGAGACUCCAAAAUCUGCCUUAAGAGUGGCUGGACCAGAAAUGUUAAAAUGGGAUGUUAGUCCCUUUAUCGCACAAAAAAGGGCAUCCAUGCGUUCUACAUUGCAUCAGCUGAAAGAUACAAUUCUUGAUGGUACACAUCCAUAUGUUGAUUUCUUAAAGCCUAAGAGUGGGUUGGUGCCUGUAAAUAAGAGGGAUGGCAUUGCUUUGAAUAAUGAUGAUCGUACUGAGCUCAGCAGGAGACUUGAUAGUAGCUCCCCUGAUUCUCAAGGUCAAAAAGAAAAAGGCAAAGGAAGUCCUCUACUUCUGGAGGAUGAAAGAAGACCACCGGUGGCAGACCCAUCUAGUUCUAGUUUGUUAACUUCUGAAAGGAGUAGAGCUGAUCAUGCAUCUGAAGAUGAGGCCAGCCAGUUACCUGGUUGUGAUGAUGGCUUCGUGAAUGUUAAAAAGCCGCAGGAGAGUGGGUUGGCAUCUGAAAAUAAUGAAAAUAGUGGGGAUAACACUUCUUGGAAUAGUGAUGAUCAUAUCGAGCUCAACAGGAGACUUGAUAGUAGCUCCUCUGAUCCUCAAGGUCGAAAGGAAAAAAUCAGUAAAAGCCUUCCAUUUCUUGAGGAUGAAAGAAGACCAUCAGUGGCAGAACCAUCUAGUUCUAGUUUGUUACCUUCUAAAAGGAGUAGAGUUGAUCAUGCAUCUGAAGAUGAGGCAAGCCAGUUCCCUGGUUGUGAUGAUGGCUUUAUGAAUGUUAAAAAGCUGCAGAAGAGUGGGUUGGCAUCUGAAAAUAAUGAAAAUAAUGGGGAUAACACUUCUUGGAAUAGUGAUGAUCAUAUCGAGCUCAACAGGAGACUUGAUAGUAGCUCCUCUGAUCCUCAAGGUCGAAAGGAAAAAAUCAGUAAAAGCCCUCUACUUCUUGAGGAUGAAAGAAGACCAUCAGUGGCAGAUCCAUCUAGUUCUAGUUUGUUACCUUCUAAAAGAAGUAGAGUUUACCAUGCAUCUGAAGAUGAGGCAAGCCAGUUACCUGGUUGUGACGAUGACUUUAUGAAUGUUAAAAAGCUGCAAAAGAGUGGGUUGGCAUUCGAAACUAGUGAAAAUAAUAGGGAUAGGAUUUCUCUGAACAAUGAUGAUCAUAUUGAGGUCAGCAGGAGACUUGAUAGUAGCUCCUCUAAUCCUCAAGGUCGAAAAGAAAAAAUCAACGGAAGCCCUCUACUUCUUGAGGAUAAAAGAAGACCAUCAGGGGCAGACCCAUCUAGUUCUAGUUUGUUACGUUCUCAAAAGAGUAGAGUUGACCAUGCAUCUGAAGAUGAGGCCAGCCAGUUACCUGGUUGUGAUGAUGGCUAUUUGAAUUUGAAUAAGCUUAACCAGCAUUCUGCACGUACUUUGUAUUCGGGGCAGGAAGUGGCUUCUUCACAUGGAACAGAGUUGUUAGAAGAUUCAACUGAAAGAGUAGUGCCACAAAACGAGGGAGAUGAUAAUCCCUUGGAUGAAUGUACAAUGACUUUGGUGGUGGAGGACAAACUUGCAGACGAGGAGCAUUUUGGGCCUAAGAGGUCUGAACCGUGUACUGCUACUGAUGAAUUGCAUCAGGCCGAAUCAGGUAUUCCUUGUCAUACUAUGCCAGCUCGCGUACAAGAUGAUGAGAUGCAUGAAAUUAUUAGUGUCGAGAAAGUGAACGAUAGAAGUGUUCUGCCUUCUGAACCAAAAGCAUCUAAUAGUUCUUGUGCUGAAGGAAACAUGCAUAACAACAGAAUUGAUGAUUCCAAGUGUGACUCUGGCCAUGAUAAUCAUGUAAAUGCAAUUAAUACUAUGUCUCAUAGUGAAUUUUGGCCGGAGACUGUUGCUACUGAUAUUGAUGUUGGCAUGAAUCCCGAUGAGGAAGAGAAAGAUAUGUUAAGUGAUAGUGAUGGACAUCUUAAUGAUACGAUAGAUAUUGCCAUGAAAAAAAAUGAAUUCUUUAGUUCUCAAUGUGUGGUCGAUCAUGAUUCCUUUCCAUUAGCUGACAGGAAAGAACUAACUGUUUGUGUAAAAUGCAAUGAAGGCGGUCAGUUGUUGUCCUGUAAUAUUAGUGAUUGUUCCUUAGUGGUUCACGACAAGUGCUUGGGUUUUUCAGCUAGGAUGAAUGAUGAAGGUGAUUUUUGUUGUCCCUUCUGCUUCUAUUCACUUGCUAUAUCAGAAUACCUUGAAGCUAAGGAGAAUGCUGCAUUGGCGAAGAAAAAUGUUGCUACUUUUAUUCGUAUUGGUUUGGAACAUCAGUCUAUAUUUAUUAAAGAGGUAUUGCAACGAAAAGAUCUUGGCCCUUCACGAAAAGCUGGAGUUGAGGAUGUUGCUAAAAUUUGUGAAGAUGUGAACUUGGAAAAUAAGGACAAUCAAGUAACUCUAGAUGGAGAACAUGUAAAUGAAGUUAUUGACCAUCAAUCUCCAAAAGGUACAGAUAUUGAGCGAACAGCGAAGCUUUCUAAACCAUUACAGAUUUCCAAUUCCAAUCAUAGAGAGAAUGAAGCAAAUCCUUUGAGAGUGGCACCUGACGUUUUAGCGGGAGAGAAAGAUGGCGAUGAAUUGGUGGACCAAGAGUGUGAAGGCAAUACAGUAGAAGAAUUUGUGGACCAAGAGUGUGAAGGCAAUACAGUAAAAGAAUUGGUGGACCAAGAGUGUCAAGGCAAUACAGUAGAAGAAUUGGUGGACCAAGAGUGGCAAGGCAAUACAGUAGAAGAAUUGGUGGACCAAGAGUGUCAAGGCAAUGUAGCAGAAUUGGAAGAUGGUCUAAAAGCCACAGAGCAAUAUGACAUUUAUGAAUUUAUCCACGAAGAUCAAGGGCCAGUUGAAGCAGUGACCAAGCAAGAAGGUUUACGGUACCAAACUGAUGACAACGACGAGGAACCUGUUUAUGCAAUUAACAUUGAAGGAGAAAAAUCUUCUGAUGAUGAGAAUGAUGAGUCUAUCAUUUCUAGAUACUCCAUCAGAUUUCGACAGGAAUAUCAUCGUACAUGUCCGGAGACUCCUCAAUCAAGACGGAAGAAACUACCUUGGACAGCUGAGGAGGAGGAGACACUAAGGGAGGGAGUUCGAAAAUUCUCUAGUUCUGUUGAUAGAAGUCCAACCAUACCUUGGAAAAAGAUUUUGGAGUUUGGUAGUACUGUAUUUCUGAAGGGUCGUACAUCAAUAGAUCUUAAAGAUAAAUGGAGGAACUUGUGUAGAAGUCCAAAGUUUAAAUGAAAGAAAUACUGUCAUUCCGGUCAGUUUUCCAUAAUUAUUUACAGUUUUAUAUUGUUGAUGAGAUCUGCUCUGGAAGCAAAUCAAAAAGUGUUUCUUUAUAACCAAAUAUAAUUCUCGACUCGUACACAUUACAUGAAAAGAAAUAAUAUAUAUAUAUAUAACAAACAAAAGUAGGAUGGAUUAAGAAGCUGGAAUAUAUACUUUUUUUAGUAAUUAAGAAGCCUCAAUCACUGUUCAUUUCCUUUUAAUUAUGAACCCAGCCUUAAUUUUAUUUUGAAGCCUGAUUGUAGCUGCACAAGAAGUCCUUGAUGCCAUGGAAUUCCAAUUUCUGUAAUCAUAUUUGCAUCUGUAAGUCCUAAUUUAAGUCUACUAGUUUUUUCUA